AUGACAAAUAAGCCACAGCAGGAUCCUCGCCAAAUGCUGCACCCGCUAGAUGCAUGGCGCAAGUCUCUCGCUGUUAAGAUGCAUGUGGAUGGGAGCAUUGGAGCCGACGUGUGCUAUUUGACUAUGCAAGCCGUGAGCUACAGAUAUGAGUGCGUCUUGUGUCGUUUGAUACGACGCUGCUGGCAGCAGACCCAACAUGCGGACUGGAGUGAGUGGGCCAAACAGCGGCUUCGGUCCGCUAUUCUGGAACUGGAUACAAUUACCAAGAGGGUGCUGGCGAGUGGCACUCUCCAGGACUUUCCCAUAUCUUUGUAUUAUAAAGAGCGCGAAAAAUGGAGGGCUAAUGAUGGACUUGCCAGUGUAACGACAAUAAUUGCUUUACUUGCUCUACACAUCGAAUCGGCCCUCGAUCCAACCGAGACAGAUCUCGUCCGCUCUAUGGCCCAUAUCUCUAUCAGCCAGACAAUGCUUGUUCUCACACAGGGAAAGGAAAUUCCAGCCCUGAAACGAGCCCUGCCAUUAUUCGAGGAGAUUCUUGCCAAAAAGAAUUUAUACUUGGUUCCGCCCAACAGCGUCGGUCAAGUAAAAGAUAAAAGUAUGGUGGAUGAAGAUGCUUCGCUGUAUUCACAGGCAGAGCAGUACGAGAAUAAUCCGUUGCUCUAUGAUGAUUUCCUAGGAUUUGAUUUACUAGACGAGUGGCAGAUUGGGCAAAUGGAUUUUAUUGGUUAA
Molecule: messenger RNA, 729 nt
Organism: Penicillium waksmanii
Lineage: Eukaryota; Fungi; Ascomycota; Eurotiomycetes; Eurotiales; Aspergillaceae
Product: transcriptional regulator family TF
Exons: 2
Coding region: 1-729 (242 amino acids)
Source: RefSeq, a predicted model, not a curated record